Messenger RNA from Capra hircus (goat), 1915 nucleotides. Its product is annotated as zinc finger protein 420-like. The record is from RefSeq and is a predicted model, not a curated record. The transcript has 5 exons. Gene Ontology annotation, cellular component: nucleus. Gene Ontology annotation, molecular function: DNA-binding transcription factor activity, RNA polymerase II-specific; RNA polymerase II transcription regulatory region sequence-specific DNA binding. NCBI's taxonomy places the organism in Eukaryota, Metazoa, Chordata, Mammalia, Artiodactyla, Bovidae. Gene Ontology annotation, biological process: regulation of transcription by RNA polymerase II.
AUUGUACAGGGACGUGAUGUUAGAGAACUACAGGAACCUGGCCUCCUUGGGUCUUGUGGUCUCUAAGCCAGACCUGGUCACAUUUCUGGAGCAAAUGAAGACUCCCUGGGAUGUAAGGAGACUGGAGACGCCAGCCGUAUACACAGAGUGUGGCAACACCUCUAAGCAGAAUUCAGAGCUUAGUCAAGAUCAGCAAAUCCACACGGGCAAGAAACCUGAUGAAUGUAAAGAAUGUGAAAAAGCAUUUAUGUGUUACUCAAACCUUAGUCAACAUCAGCGCAUUCACACUGGGGAGAGGCCUUAUAAAUGUGCAGAGUGUGGCAAAGCCUUUAAUCAGAAGUCAUAUCUUAGUGAUCACCAGAGAAUUCAUACUGGAGAGAAACCUUAUAAAUGUAAAGAAUGCGGAAAAGCCUUCAACUUUAGCAAGCACUCUCGUCUUACUCGCCAUCAGAGAAUUCAUACUGGAGAGAGGCCUCAUAAAUGUGAGGAUUGUGGCAAAGCGUUUAGACAGCAGUCAUGUCUUACUACACAUCAAGUAAUCCAUACUGGAGAGAAAUCUUAUAAAUGUAAAGAAUGCGGAAAAGCCUUCAGUUACCGCUCAACUCUUACUCAACACCACCGAAUUCAUACUGGAGAGAAGCCUUAUAAAUGUAAAGAAUGUGGAAAAGCCUUCAGGUACCACUUAACUCUUACUCGACACCACCGAAUUCAUACUGGAGAGAAGCCUUAUGAAUGUAUAGAAUGCGGAAAAGCCUUCAGGCAGUACUCAAAUCUUACUCAACACCAGAGAAUUCAUACUGGGGAGAGGCCUUAUAAAUGUAAGGAUUGUGGCAAAGACUUUAGCAGUUACUCAGGUCUAACUUGCCAUCAGAGAAUUCAUACUGGAGAGAAGCCUUAUAAAUGUAAAGAAUGUGGAAAAGCCUUCAGUUACUACUCAACUCUUACUCAACACCACCGAAUUCAUACUGGAGAGAAGCCUUAUAAAUGUAUAGAAUGCGGAAAAGCCUUCAGUCGGUACUCAAAUCUUACUCAACACCAGAGAAUUCAUACUGGGGAGAGGCCUUAUAAAUGUAAGGAUUGUGGCAAAGACUUUAGCAGUUACUCAGGUCUAAUUUACCAUCAGAGAAUUCAUACUGGAGAGAAGCCUUAUAAAUGUAAAGAAUGUGGAAAAGCCUUCAGUUACUACUCAACUCUUACUCAACACCACCGAAUUCAUACUGGAGAGAAGCCUUAUAAAUGUAAAGAAUGUGGAAAAGCCUUCAGUUACUACUCAACUCUUACUCAACACCACCGAAUUCAUACUGGAGAGAAGCCUUAUAAAUGUAUAGAAUGCGGAAAAGCCUUCAGUUGGUACUCAAAUCUUACUCAACACCAGAGAAUUCAUACUGGGGAGAGGCCUUAUAAAUGUAAGGAUUCAUGUGGCAAGGCUUUUAAGCAGAGUUCAACUUUAACUGAACAUCAGCAAGUCCAUACUGGGGACAGACCUUAUAAAUGUACAGAAUGUGGCAAAUCCUUUACCCAUUAUUCACUCCUUACUCAACAUCAACGAAUCCACACUGGGGAGAGACCUUGUAAAUGUACAGAAUGUGGCAAAGCCUUUAACUGGCAUCUGAGUCUUCCUGUACAUCAGCGAACUCAUCCUGGGGAGAAGCCAUACAAACGUAACAAAUGUGGCAAAGCCUUUAUCCAUUGUUCACAUCUUUCUCGACAUCAACGAAUCCAUACUGGGGAGAGACUUGAUAAAUGUACAGACUGUGGCAAAGCCUUUCCCCAGAGUUCAGAUCCUUCUUGACAUCAGAGAAUUCAUACUGCAGAGAAAUGUUAGACAUGUAAGGAAUGUGGCAAAGGAUUUCAUCACAGCCAUCACCUCACUCCCCGUCAGAGAAUACAUACUGCAGAGAAACCCUAGAAAUGA